GCGUCACUUUGCGUCCCCGUGUUUCUUUUCCCUUUUGUCACUCGUGAGGAACUGGUUUUGCCACAUGCUUCGCUCGUGUCUCUGUUAAUAGGCAGCUCUCAACAGCACGUUCCGGACUUGCUGGACUCUCGUUCCCGGAGCGCGGCGCACCUGAGCUUCGGUUGCCAUCAUGAGUCUCUCUGGGGAGAACGAGGAGCCACAUUCUGCCCCGGACCCGAGGACCGAAAGGUCGGCGUGAGUUUUACGCGGCUGCGCAAAAGUGACCCUUCUGAUCUCUACAGGUUUCCUACACUCUCCAUGGACGUGUAAAGGUCGUGCGUCGUCGCGCUCAAAACCCCCACCCGUCGCUCGGUCGGCGCUGCCUUACGCCGCUUCCCUACGGCAGCACGGCCGUGAGCCAAGGUGCUUCACGUGGAAAAGGUAAACGGUACACGAGGGGACGAGAGCGUGACGCUCACCGGGAGCUCUUUCUCUGUGUCCCGGUCAAAGAGUCCAGGUGGGGAGAGCAGGGUCGCCUGUGCCCAGCUGUUCCUCCGAGACGAGCGAAAAGCCCACGAGUUACCCGGCGGAUGUGAACGCAGCACUUCGCGAUGCUUCGAGGGGUGGUAGCAAGAGCGGAGGCUGAGCGGAAGCCGAUCUCACGUGUGAUUCGCAGAGUCCGGCCGCAGAGAGCAGGGACACCUGUGGCCAGCUGCACGUCCAUGAAGACUGACAACUCCAUGGACUAUCCCAUCAAUUUAAAGGGAGAAGAGGCGCGUGAUUCCAGGCCGAGACAACCCGCGGAUCCCGACAAGACGGACCGGUCUACGUACUUCGUGCUCGCUCUCGAGUCUCUCCAGAGCGCUCUCGGGAAGCUCACGAAGGACGAGCUGACAGAGUUCAGCAGGCAGGUGAGCCAACAUUACCCAGAAUGCUUUGAGGCUCUGCAGGACACAGGCAGCGCGAUCAUCCCUGAGAAGAUGAUGGAGGCCUGGGGUGAAGAGAGGGCUCUGAAGAUCACACUGCACAUCCUGAGGAACAUCAACCAGAUGGACCUUGCACACUCGCUGGAGAGAGAGGAGCAGAGGAAUCAGUCAAUAAAAAUAGGCCAACAGAAACUGAAGGAGCAUCUGAAGAGAAGGCAUGAAUGCGUUUCUGAAGGCAUAGCAAGGCAAGGGAGCUCAGUCCUCCUGAAUGACAUCCACACAGAGCUGUGCAUCACCGUGGGUGGAAGUGACCUGGUCAGUGAAGAACAUGGCAUGAGUGCGGUUAAGGGGACCUCGGUUAAAUGCAACGAUAUCUUUAAGCGCUUGGCUGGGCGCCCGAAAGCCAUGAGAACUGUGCUCACAAAGGGCAUUGCUGGCAUCGGAAAAACCAUCUCUGUGCGGAAAUUCAUACUUGACUGGGCCGAAGGAAAGGCCAACGGACAUAUUAAUUUCGUUUUUCCUCUUUCUUUUCGUGAUCUUAACCUUCAAAAAGGUAAAAAAUGCAGCCUUCAGCAACUGCUCCAGUUGUACUUUCCAGAACUUAAAGGACUUGAAAGUGUUGACCUGGAUGAAUUGAACGUUUUGCUCAUACUUGACGGUCUGGAUGAAAGCCGACUUUCUCUAGACUUCCACAACAACGACAACUUGUUUGACGUAAGACGGUCAGCAUCUUUAGAUGUGCUGCUGACCAACCUCAUCAAGGGGAACCUGCUCCCAUCGGCCCUCCUCUGGAUAACCUCCCAACCAGCAGCAGCCGCUCGAGUCCCAGCUGAGUGUGUCCACCGCGUGACUGAGAUACAUGGGUUCGGAAAGCCUCAGACAAAGGAAUAUUUCCUGAAGAAAGUCGGUGACGUGGACCUUGCCUACAAAGUGAUGUCGCACAUAAAGAAAUCAAAAGGUCUCUGCACCAUGUGUCACAUACCAGUGUUCUGCUGGAUUUUAGCUACAUUUCUUGAGCCUACCAUGUCAGGUGAGAGCGAGAGCAGAGAAAUCCCCACCACUCUUACACAAAUAUACAUAAGCUUUGUCCUUAUUCAGACCAACAUGAAGAAGGAGAAGCAUUCCGAGAGCAGAGAGCCAGACCUGAAGGUCCUGUCACAAGAUGACAAAGAACUCAUUCAGAAACUGGCCAAGUUUGCAUUUCAUCAGCUGGAAAAGGAAAACUUUGUGUUUUAUGAGGGAGACCUGAAAGAGUGUGGGAUUGACGCUACUCAAGCUUCAUUGCACUCUGGGCUCUGUACAGAGAUCUUCCCAGAGGAAGAUGUGCUCGUUCAGUGCAAGGCGUACAGCUUUGUGCACCUCAGCGUCCAGGAGUUCUUGGCUGCUCUCUAUGUGUUCAAUUCAUAUGCAGACACAUACAAGAACCUCCUUGACCCUGAACCAAGGACAGGUGCCCCACAUCGGGAGAAGUGUGCAAGAAUAACAUUGUUUGACUUGCACAAGAGUGCAGUGGACAAGGCUCUGGGCAGUAAGAACCCUAACCUGAACCUCUUCCUGCGCUUCCUUCUGGGGCUCUCGCUGGAGUCCAGGAAAGGUCUCCUACAAGGUGCGUUGGCACGGACUGAGAGCGGGCCACUCGAUCUGCAGGAAACAGCUCGCUACAUCAUGGAGAAGAUGAAGGAGAACGUGUCUCCGCAGAUGACAAACGAGCUCCGCUACUGCUUAAAAGAAAUGGAGCACGUGUGUCCCGAGGAAAGAGGCAAUCUAACAAUGACUUUAGCGGACAGGAAGAACACGAGACGUGACGAGGAGGAGCUGGAAGACGGAGGAAGUGUCUUGCAGUGAUUUCCCUUCGUUACACUGCUUUACUUAUCCGCAGUGAAGCCAAAGAGACGCAUUGAGCGGUAAAUAGUCAAGUGACUUCUGGACAAUGACUCAAAUCGGUUUUGUUCAAUGCAUUGUGUGCAUGUCUGAUCACAACUGGUGUCUGUUUGGAGCUCAUAAUCUGGGCACCGUUGUAUUUGUGUUGCACUUGCAUCCAGUUACAGCCACAGCACUGUCCCCUCAUUCACAGCUCAUUCUCAUACGUCUGCAUGUCAUUUAUAGCACGUUAAAGUUAUCGCUCUUUACGAUUAUUUUAUGUUUCACGUUUAGAAAGAAAGCCACUCGUCAGUGUCGCCCGCAGUACAUGGUUUCCAUGAUAGGCGUUAGAGGAGGGAGAAGCAGGAGAUUCGGCUCCUUUCAUCAUCUUUAACUUUUUGAACGACGCUUUUUGAAAAGGUGAUCUUCCGUGCCGAACUUAGUUAUCCGCUCGUCUCCACAACAGGGCGACGCGACACACACCUCCACAGCACCACUGAGCCGCUCAGCUCAACGCAAAUGUUUGUUUGCAAAAUCACUGAACUCUAAUGGAGUUUUCUGCAAUGUCAGCGCACUGUGGAGGAGCAGGUGGAGCGCGAGACGGAAAGGGGCACCAACCGAACCGUGACGCAUUGCCCUUUUCGACAGGUGAUCAUGUCAGUCAUGCUACUUUGAAAUCCAGACGUUGCCCUUUAACCUCACACAUGCUGCGAGAAGUGUGUUUGGGGAGGAUACGUCUCUCUUCACUGGGACGUCCAUGAUGGAAUAGAAAGAAGAUGGGAAGUAGCAGCCUUUGCUCCUCUUAGACUUGCCUGCACAUUUAGAAGGUAGAAACUUUCUGGGAAACAAAAUGGUCUCCAAGAGCUGAAGGAGACAGAAAGAGCUGGAAUAGCAAAGAUGCGAUGGAUGUGCACAGAGCCGAGAGAAAGACACGAAUGAACCAGAGCAAGUACAUUUCGCAGGAAGCGCUCUGGGCAGAGAGUGUGGAGCAAAGAGCUUCUUCUGUGCCAUGGUGUUUGGGUCUCCGCUGUUGUGGCGAAGAAGAGUGGAGUGACAGAGAACAAGAGAAAGUCAGAAAGGAGGAGGAGGAGAAGGAGGAAAACUAGGAGAAAGAGCCAUUAGGAGAGAGAACGAGGAGGCUGUGCUCCGCUCCGCUGCACCACGGUCCCUCCAGUGAAGCAGGUGAUGCCCCACAUUCCACAAGUGUGUGUCCCUUUUCUGUUGAGGGAGCAGAAGACUGACUCUUGAUGGACUGUAGAGGAAAAGUGAGGAUAAGAAGGAGAAGCGGAGACCCCACGGCGACCGGUACGGUUCCUCAUUAAACUUCAUUGCAACGCCAGGGUUCUGUGCUCAGCUCCAGGGUAAAAGUGUGGUGUUCAGGUAGAGAGGAGGUCACUUCCUCAGCAGGGAACAUGUCGCGAGGUGUGCAGAAUGUGGGACGAGAGCCGGUGGCCCUGCUUCUGGAGCCGAAGAGCAGGCAUGAGCAGCAGGUGUGAGCAGCAGAUGUGCGUUUCAUUCCUGGGCCAAAAUGUUGUAAGGAGCAGCAGCAGUACAAGGCUGUGAGUGCAGAACUGUGCUGCCGGGUGUGAGACAGCGUGGUGUUACCGUGUUCCUUCCAUUGGUUCACAGUUUGUUUUCACGUCCUUACUUUUUGUCUUUUACAGCCCUGUCUUGGUUCUGUGUUGUACUUUCUGUCUAUUAAAAGUGUGACAUGCCGCCCGAGGCACAC
Messenger RNA from Scleropages formosus (Asian bonytongue), 4494 nucleotides. Its product is annotated as protein NLRC3-like. NCBI's taxonomy places the organism in Eukaryota, Metazoa, Chordata, Actinopteri, Osteoglossiformes, Osteoglossidae. The record is from RefSeq and is a predicted model, not a curated record. The transcript has 5 exons. Bases 591 to 2750 code for a protein of 719 amino acids.